UCGUGCAGUAAAAGUGAAAUAUUUUGAGAAAAUUUUAAUACCUACUUUAUAUGUGGAAAAAUAUAAAUUUUAACUAGCAACAAACCAAAAAAAUCAACACUUGGGUCAUUAAUUGAUUAAGAGUUAAAUAUAAAAAGUAAAAAAAGAAAGAGUGUGAUAGUCAAUAAAGCACAUCCAUACAUGCAUUUGUUGACGUAUCACACGGAAGGAUACAGUAUUACAUUAAUAUUUACAAAUAAAUUAUAAUUGAUUAUCAGACGUGUUAAAAAAUAAAUUAAAUAAUGAGUACCGCCGCAGUUUCUGCUGCCAUACAGAGCACAGCCGGUGCUGUGCCUGUUCGAAAUGAAAAAGGUGAAAUAUCCAUGCAGAAAGUUAAAGUGCAGCGUUAUGUAUCUGGCAAGCGUCCAGAUUACGCAAUCGUUGGCACCAGCUCUGAUGAAUCCGAUUUGGAAGAUUUCAUUGAUCAUCGCAAACGUGCUGCUCAACAGCAGCAUGAACGACGCUCCCACCGCGAACAUACCGAAACUCAAGAAAAGCCACAAUCUGGUAAUGAAGCAGAAGUUGAUGAUCCACGUCUGCGACGCUUGCGUGUUCGUCCAGAAGAUCAGGAAGAAUUGGAACGUGAACGUCGCGAAAGGCAUAGACAUAUACAUGAACCAGAAAUUGUUGAGUCGGAAUCGGAAGAAAGCGAAGUAGAAAAUGAGAAAGCAGAAGAAAAGACGACAAAUAAAAUUACACUAGCUUCUGAGUCGGACUCUGAUUCAGAUCUGAGUGAAGAUGAACUGGAGCAAAGACGUUUAAGAUUGCGUCAUCGCAUGUUACAGCAACAGAAGGAAGAGGAGGUUUUGCAAAAAGAAGAGGAAAACAAAUCUGAAUCGUCAGAAACUGAAAGUUCAGAUUAUGAAGAGGAAACUGAAAGUGAAGAAGAUAACGAGCCACGUCUAAAACCAUUAUUUGUGCGUAAGCGUGAGCGCGCCACUAUACAAGAAAAGGAACGUGAAGCACAAAAGCAAAAGCAGUUGGAAGCCGAAGCUAAGCGUACGGCUAAAGAACGUAGACGUAUAACUUUACGGUUGGUUGAGGAAAGCGUUAAAAAGGAUUUGGAAAAAGCUAAACCUGACACUGCUGAAGCGAGUAUCGAUGAUGUUUGCACAGACGAUGAAAACGAUGAAGUUGAAUAUGAAGCUUGGAAAUUGCGCGAGUUGAAGCGCGUUAAGCGUGAUCGUGAAGAACGUGAAAACGCUGAACGAGAGAAAUUGGAAAUUGAUCGCAUGCGUAACUUGACCGAAGAGGAACGUCGCCAAGAGUUGCGUAAUAAUCCAAAACUUAUCACAAACAAAGCUGCCAAGGGCAAAUACAAGUUCUUACAAAAGUACUACCAUCGUGGUGCUUUCUACUUGGACGAAGAGAAUGACGUCCUGAAACGUGAUUUCGCACAAGCCACUUUGGAAGAUCACUUCGAUAAGACUAUUUUGCCCAAGGUGAUGCAAGUAAAGAACUUUGGGCGUUGUGGCCGUACCAAAUAUACACAUUUAGUUGAUCAAGAUACGACAAAAUUCGAUUCGCCUUGGUAUGCUGAAACAUCAAAUAAUAUUAAGUUCCAUAAUGAGAAGGCAGGUGGCAUGAAACAAGUGUUUGAUCGCCCGAGUUUGUCGAAACGCAAGAAGAUGGAAUAAGGGGCCACUACGCAAAAUAUACAAUUUAAUAUGCAUGUGUAUUUAUUAACGACAUACAUAUGUAUAGGAUUAAAAGAUAAGCAUUUAGUAAAGCUUUAGUUGUAAUCUAUUGAUAUUGUUU
Ceratitis capitata (Mediterranean fruit fly) is the source of this 1797-nucleotide messenger RNA. It is a transcript of the gene Mfap1, whose product is annotated as microfibrillar-associated protein 1. Gene Ontology annotation, cellular component: U2-type spliceosomal complex. Gene Ontology annotation, biological process: mRNA splicing, via spliceosome. The transcript is spliced from 5 exons. Gene Ontology annotation, molecular function: RNA binding. Bases 282 to 1676 code for a protein of 464 amino acids. Lineage: Eukaryota; Metazoa; Arthropoda; Insecta; Diptera; Tephritidae. The record is from RefSeq and is a predicted model, not a curated record.